Molecule: messenger RNA, 1500 nt
Organism: Lasiosphaeria miniovina
Lineage: Eukaryota; Fungi; Ascomycota; Sordariomycetes; Sordariales; Lasiosphaeriaceae
Exons: 2
Coding region: 1-1500 (499 amino acids)
Source: RefSeq, a predicted model, not a curated record
AUGGAGCGCGUUCAGUUUGGCAUGCCAGAGUCAUGGCGUCCUCGAUUUGUCAACCCCGACGAUCCGACCUACGAAGAAUGCCGGGCACUUGGCAACUUCUUCCACCUGAACCACGGCAAGCAGUGUUCGCACCCCUGCCACACUUGGUUCCGCGACCUUCGCCCGUCACCGCCCGCCCUACGACCUCCCAAGACCAUUUUGGCCGAAAUUCUGCGUGACCACAGCGCGUCCAUACCGUCGCAUAACGAUGCCAUCCUCGCCAACUACGUUUGCCCAGUCGUCGGCGACGGCGAGACUCAGAACACCGCUGAAGAAGCUACCGAAAGUGCCUCGUUCCCGCAUUUCACUCUCCUCCCGCCCGAGAUCCGCGAGCAGAUCUGGCUCUUCGCCCUGCCGCGCCGCACACUCGACCUUCGCGAGGCCCGCCACGCCCGCGACUACAUCGGCACGCGCUGCGUCGCGCUGCCCAUCCCCCAAGUCGCGCGCGUUUGCCGCGAGUCUCGCGACGUGGUCCUCCGUCACGGCGAACGCCUAGUCUCCGUGAUGCACCCCUUCAACAAGCCCAGCGGCAACCGCCGCACCAACGUCCACCCCCGCCCCCGCCCCGCCCUCAAACCCGUGUCGUUCCCCCUCGGCUUUUUCGUGAAGGGCGUUGAUGUCGCCCUGCACCUCCCAGACCCACGCAUCGACAUCGAAGAAGAGCCGCGCGUGUUCGAGGCGGCCGUGGAGGGCGCCUCGUACGGGGACCUAGAUGGCCCUUUCAAGAUAUACUCUGUCAGCGGCAGCUCUAUCACGGCCUCGAUGAAGUCUGAGGCCGCCGCCGUCAACUGGGCCGGCGCCACGCGCCACCUCCUCGCCGACGACCGCCGCCGCGACCCCGUGUCCACCUUUGCCCCCGUCAACACGGCCAUCGCCUCGGGCGGCUGGCUGAUCCCGUGGCAAUACCUCAAGAGCCCCGCGCCCGGCCCCGCCCUCAAGACCGUCUACGUCUUCUUCCGCAGGAGAUACACCGAGGUGUCGCUGCUCCUCGGCCCCAACUUCGACCCCGCCGGGCCCGACACGAAUGGCACAAAAAGGUUCUUCCAGACCGAGAUCCAGUUGCUGGUUGAUCUGUAUGACGACCAGCGGCUGGCUGAGCUCAGUAGCUUGGAGUCGCUGUUUGUGGAUGCCAAGAAUAACAAACCUCGCUUUUCUGACCCGGGGGCGCGGAACCCGGGCCUGUGUCUCAAUUGCGAGCGUGUGCAAUGGGAGCAGCACAUUCGGCCGCUGGUACUGUGCCAGUGGCUGCAGAUGCACCAGGACGAGCUGCCGGACGAGGCCGCCAUCGCCGCGGUCUUCCCUCGCGACGAUGCCAGCUCGCCGUACAAUGUUGAUCAUCCGUGGGUCAAGGAAAAACUGCGCGAUGCACCCGAGUUCCGCCCUGCUGUCUUGAUCCACCUGCAGGCCGUCGAGGAGGACCGGCUUGUCCAACCCGGAGCCGAUGACCAGUCGUGGUGGUGA